AUCGAGAGUCGAUACAGCUCCGGUGCGAAUCGAGAAUCGGUACGGCGAAUGUGGGAAUCGUUAAUCGAUUCCUCAGUGGAGGUGCCGCCGAAUUUGAACGCGUUUGGCGGUCACGCCCGGGAGGUGCAAACGAUGACGACGCCGGGGAGAUGCGCCGCACGCCACUCCCGGCUGCGCAGACGCCUGGCCCAGCUGGGCUACGACCAGCACCUGGGCGAGGAGAGCCUGCGGCUGGCGGAGUGCCUCUUCAGGGAUCUCGUGCGCACCACGGAGGCGCUGGGAGCGGAGCGCGAAGCGGCGCGCCUCGCUGAGGAGCAGCUGCAGCGCGAGAGGGAGCAGCGCGAGAGGGAGGACGACGACGAGGUGGCGGAGGAGGUGGAGCGGGAGAUGAACGUGCGGAGGGCCACCUCCGAUCGGCAUCACAAAGUGGGGAGCCUCGCGGCCUCUGGAGGCCCCGAUGUGGACCGCGUCGCCACCCUCCUGGAGAAGACGUGCAUACGCAUUCGCGACCUGCAGGGAGAGCUUCAGCGCUUGAGGGCAGAGCUGAGAAGGUCGGAGACCAGAGCCGCUGACCUUGACUCCCAGGUGCGAUUCCUGACGGUGGCCAAGGAGGAGGCAUCGUCGCGCUGCGAGGCCGACCUCCGGGAGCGAACCGCGGCGCUGCGACGAAGCGAAGCCUGCGCUCGUCAGCAGGCCGAGAAGCUCGCCGCUCACGUGGAGACUCUGAAGGGAGAGCUGCUGGAGUCCAAGGAGCAGAACGAGACGCUUCGGAUGAGGAUGCAGGACUUUGUCACCGAAAUCUCGCAUGUGGAAGGCAUGCUGGGCGUGCGGGAGGAAGAGCACUCCCACCUGCUGGCUUGUUACGGCGAUGCCACCUUUCCAGACUCGCUACUGACCAACGUUUAGCCGUCGAAGGUCUCCAACGUGACACGAUUUCGGCUCGCGCCGCGUUACGUCGUGCUAGACAUCGUCCCACGGGGAAUUCACCACGGUUCAUUUUGGUUGCCAUUAGAGAAUUCACCACAUUUCGUUUUCGUUGCCAUGGAGAAUUCACCACAGAUCAUUUUGGUUGCCAUUGGAGAAUUCACCACAGAUCAUUUUGGUUGCCAUUGGAGAAUUCACCACAGUUCGUUUUGGUUGCCAUUGGAGAAUUCACCACAGAUCAUUUUGGUUGCCAUUGGAGUAUUCACCACAGUUCGUUUUGGUUGCCAUUGGAGAAUUCACCAGAGUUCGUUUUGGUUGCCAUUGGAGAAUUCACCACGGUUUGUUUUGGUUGCCAUUGGAGAAUUCACCACAGUUCGUUUUGGUUGCCAUUGGAGAAUUCACCACAGUUCGUUUUGGUUGCCAUUGGAGAAUUCACCACGGUUUGUUUUGGUUGCCAUUGGAGAAUUCACCGCAGAUCAUUUUGGUUGCCAUUGGAGAAUUCACCACGGUUUGUUUUGGUUGCCAUUGGAGAAUUCACCACGGAUCGUUUCAGGCAGAGGAACCCCAUUGCAAGCGUUGCACAAACAUCAAAUUCCCGGUGGCCAUUGUAACGAACCAACUAAGAACGGAACGUGAGCUUGAAGUGUCACCUUCUGAGGCCAGUUCUUCAGAUUGGAGUCUUGAGUGCGGGCCUCGGGACCAGAGUCUUAAUUGAGAGCCAGAUUCACGGUCUGGACCGGUGCUCUCCACCAAAGGCCACCGGCGGGGUCCCCCCCCCCCCCCCCUACCCAGUGGUCGCCCCCGCGGUUGCCUUACGGUGAGGAGCACCGCCGUCGAUUGUGGCUCGGGUCUUGGAACGUGAUUUAAGAUGGCGCGCUAUGUGGUGGUGGCGGCGG
This is a messenger RNA of Petromyzon marinus (sea lamprey), 1820 nucleotides long. RefSeq lists its product as uncharacterized. Lineage: Eukaryota; Metazoa; Chordata; Hyperoartia; Petromyzontiformes; Petromyzontidae. The record is from RefSeq and is a predicted model, not a curated record.